Cinara cedri is the source of this 4118-nucleotide messenger RNA. Lineage: Eukaryota; Metazoa; Arthropoda; Insecta; Hemiptera; Aphididae. The record is from the annotation of a GenBank genome assembly.
GUUGUGUCCGCGUAGCGGUUGUGUUAACGUGUUCAAUCUACGCGUUUUCCAGCAAUCGAUAAAACGCUAUGAAAACAGUUAGUAUGGUGACUGUAAUAUUAGGUACAUAGCGAAGCAUACAUGAAAGUAGCCAUCAUGUCACGUUAUAAUAAUUCGAUCAAUGCCGGAUACCCUUCUAACACUGUGUUUGUAAUAAUUUUUAUAUGUUCGUUGGUAUGCUCGAGCAUACCGCCCGUGGAAAAUGCGAGCAUAUUGGCUGUGCAAAUAGUGCCCGCCAAAAGUCAUUGGAAUUUCAUGAAUUCUAUACUCCGGGCGUUGACAGAGAGGGGCCACCAUGUUACCGUGUUUACGCCCUUUUCCGAUGGCGGUGACCGAGACAACUACACGGAAGUGGAUACUUCGGGCCAAUUUCCGACAUUGCUGGAAAUGGAUCUGGCCGACACGUUGAUCAGAAAAAGUCGUCCGACAUCAAUGGUCAAGGUUGCUCAAGCGUUGGGAACAAACACGUGCGAUAUUAUAUACGCAAACGACCGGUUGAAGGAAAUAAUGCGAAAUGACGGACAGCCGAUUUUCGAUCUGAUUGUCACAGAAACUCUGGGGUCAGAUUGUGUAUCGUAUUUGUCGAUCAAGUUAAACUUGCCAACGGUUCAUUUGAUUGCGUCGCCGAUGAUAACAUACGCGGAACGUUCACUUCUCGGACACAUCCCGAAUCCUGCGACAGUCUCUCAUUCAUACUAUUACAAAGCCCGUCCUAAAACAUUCAGUGACAGACUGCACAACACCGCUCUGUCAACGUACAGUGUUCUCUAUUUCGGAUUUCGCGAAUGGACUGUUAAAUUUACAAAUCCGAAACCUUACAACUCGAUCGCUCGUCCCGUUCAAGCGUCAUUGUUAUUUGUAAACAGUCAUUACAUAAGUGAACCUUCAAGACCGUUUCCACCGACCGUUGUUCAAGUCGGUGGUAUACAUUUAAAACCACCAAAGAGUUUACCAAAGGUACCUAAUAAGCAAUAUAACAGAUGUAUAGAAUGACCGGCGUAAAGUGAGAUACUCAUUAUUUCGGAGAGUAUUGAUUUGAUCGGUAUUUAUUUUAAGUAUUCAAUUUGUUUUUUUUUUUUUUAUAAAAUUUAACAAACAAACAGCACUAAAAUAUUACAUAAAUGAUAUUUCACGUUACCCUUAUUUUUCGGAAUGAAACCACUAUCCGAAUUUUCAAACGGCAACUUAUAUUAAAAACCUCACAAGUAGAAGAAGUUUUCGUUUAAAUACAUUUUGGUAAUGACAUUUUUAAUUUCGUCAACGCAAGUCUACCGACGACACGCAUAAUAAUUAACGACGGUUCACAAUGUCUGGUAUUUUAUCUUGACACUUAUUGUAAAUAGUAUAAAUAAUAAAAACAGAAUAAUUAUCAUUUAAAUAAAUUUGCACUACUGCACUACAUAUUUUGGAUUCUGAGAGGACGAGGAACGUAUUGGUUUUACAAUGAUAUUAAUUUUUUUUCUGUGAACAACUUAUAUACAAAAAAUCUUGAUUUUCACGCGUAGCAAUUUUUCUAAAAGACAAUUUUAUUGGUGUGGCGGUUUAAGGAGGUCAUUUUUUGAUUUUCUUAGCGGCUUUUAUAAUAAUUGGGAAAAACGGGAAAAUUUACGAAAUUUAGAAAUGUAUUAGUUUCAAUUUUAUUUUUUUUAUUGUGAUUCAGUCAAAAAAUAAUUGUAGAGACUUGGAAUUCGGACAGAAAAUUGGGUUAUUUUAGACGUAGUCAAAAUUUCAAAAUAUUUAAGCCACUUUUGAGUUAUUUAUAUACAUUUUAAUUUUGCGAGUUUUGUAUGUAAUUUGUAUUACCUUCCUAACUUCUCAUCUAUAAUAGUGGCUCGCCUAUCGUGCGAAGUAUGACCGUCUUUGGUUGUUAUAUUUUUUACAAAUAAAUUUCUUAUUACAACUUAUGAAUAACUUUUGGAAUAGUAUAUUUAACGUUAUGAGUUAUAUCUACUAAUUCAAAUAGAAUAAACUGUAUAAACAUAAUAAUUAUUGUUUAAAUUCGUCGAUGUUUUUAUUUUUUAUACAGGAUAUACUAGAAUUUAUUGAAAAUUCGCCGAAUGGAGUGAUUUUAUUUACAUUCGGUUCCACUAUUAAAGUAUCCUCAAUACCAGAACACAUUAUGAAUAUUUUUAAAAAUGCAUUAGCACGGGUCCCACAAAGGAUAUUAUGGAAAUAUGAAGAAGAAAUGAAAAAUAAACCAAAGAAUGUAAUGAUUGCAAAGUGGUUGCCUCAACGGGACAUACUCAGUACGUUUUUACAUUAACAAUAAAUGUUUAAAAGCUUUGUAGUUUUAUUUGUGUUAUACAGUGCAUCCGAAUGUAAAAUUAUUUAUAAGUCACGGUGGUAUAUCUGGUUUGUAUGAAACUGUGGAUGCUGGUGUUCCAGUUCUUGGAAUUCCCUUGUAUUACGAUCAGCCCAAAAAUAUCGACAAUUUAGUAAAUGCGGGAAUGGCUAUAUCUAUGGAUAUUUUGUCCGUACGAGAAGACACAUUUUUAAGAAAUGUAUUAGAACUUGUUAAUAAUAUUACGUGAGUUUAAAAUUAUUAGAAAAAGGUAUUCAAAUUUGCAAGUUCAAACUGUACUUGGCAAUUAAUACAACGACAAUAUUUACGUGAAAUCUUUAGGAUAUAAAUAUUAGUCAUACUACUAUGUAUUUAUACGGUGACCUAUGAUCGCAUUAAGAAUCUUUCUUCUAUUAAUAUUUAAUUUGAUCUACGUAUGUGUUUAUUGAAAAAAAAAAAAAAAAAAUCAAAAUUCAAGCAGAACUGCAUUUGUAGUUUGCCAAAACACAGUUGGAAUUUCAAAAGUCUUAAGUCCACAUUAUGAAGUGAAAAAUUAGUAACAAUAUUCUAAUAUUGCAUUUUUCCGUUCUAUGGCCAUUCUAGUUAUGUAGAUUGGUGUAGAUCAGUAGAUACACUACUAUCACUAUUAUGUUCAAUCUACUAAUAUAGAUGGAAACAAUAAUAAUUAUAUUAUGAAAUAACAAAUUAUAAAAUUAAAGUAUUACGAGGACGUUAAACUCGCAUUUGUCUCAGUCCAACUACUAGGUAACAUGCAAAAACCAUUCUUACGGAAAAUAAGUAAAACUUACCCCUUAAUUUUGAUUUUAAAGUAAAAGUGUCUAUAAUAAAAUUUAUAGAGAAUAAUAUUUUGGAGAAAAUAUUAAAGACUUCUUUUGAUUCAUGAAAUAAUAAGAAGUUACAGUUAUUUUUUUUUUAAAAAAAUAAAGGUAUAUGUGUCUUUUCUUUAUAGAAUAUUGUUCUCUAUAAACUUCAUAAUUGUUACUUUUACUCUAAAAUCAAAAUCAAGGUAAGUUUUACUUAUUAUGCGGAAGCAUUGUUUUUCCAUGUUAUCCGGUAGUUGAACUGAGAUAGAAAAUGCGUGCAUAACGUCCUUUUAACGAAUAAAAUAAAAAUGAAUGACCAUAGCUCGAAUAUUGGUUAAGUGGCGACUCAAACUUAAUAUUUAAAAGUUAUUACAUUUUAUAUGUAAAAUUUUCAUCAUUAAAGAAUGCAUUUUGAUUAUAAAGGUAUGUUGAAAACGCUAAAAUUGCUUCUGAACAAUUCAAAGAUAGACCGAUGUCACCAGAUAACUCAGUUGUUUAUUGGACGGAAUAUGUAAUACGACAUAAAGGAGCGCCUCACUUGAAAUCUCAUGCGCUGAACAUCUCUUGGUAUCAGUAUUUAUUGUUGGACGUAAUGACCGUUAUAAUCGGUUUUGUUGCCGUUAUUCUAUUUGUAUUAUAUACAGUUUUAAAAAAUAUUAAUCACUACAUUGUACAAUUUAAGUUAAAAACUAAAACAAAAUCCGAUUAGAUGGAUUUUAUAUUUAAAACAAAUAUAAGAUAAAGUAAAACAGUCAAAUAUUCUUCUAUUUGUAAAAAAAAUUUAAACCGAUCCUGUUAAAGACAACACAUAUUAAAUACGGACCCGGACAUAUUUUCGUCGCGACUGUUUCGCCACAACCGAUCAGGGGCGUAUUCAGCUUAUCUUCCAAGGGGGGUGGGCCGAAAUUCAAACUUUUAUCAUACUUAUAAAUCGUUGGUUAUAAAAGCAUACAUCUAUAAACGGCAUUAUUACG